Messenger RNA from Capronia epimyces CBS 606.96, 1179 nucleotides. RefSeq lists its product as uncharacterized. Gene Ontology annotation, biological process: translational initiation. Gene Ontology annotation, cellular component: eukaryotic translation initiation factor 2B complex. The transcript has a single exon. NCBI's taxonomy places the organism in Eukaryota, Fungi, Ascomycota, Eurotiomycetes, Chaetothyriales, Herpotrichiellaceae. Gene Ontology annotation, molecular function: guanyl-nucleotide exchange factor activity; translation initiation factor activity. The record is from RefSeq and is a predicted model, not a curated record. Bases 1 to 1179 code for a protein of 392 amino acids.
AUGAACGACUUCACCUGGAGAAGCCUCUGGACUAAGAUCGGUCAACUUCUUUCUCUGAGGAUGGUCAAGGCCUUUUCAUUCCAGCUUUUUUCUGACAUAUCCCUUCGCCAUCCAGCAUCGCUGUCAACACCACCCUCAACCCCAAAGCCGACGCCCGAUACGUCCCCGUCGACGGACUUCGACAUAGUCGCCUUCUACAAUGACUUGAUCAGCCGCGACCCGACCAUCACGCCCCCUAUCGCGGCGAUCGAAUCGCUCACCUCGUUGCUUGCCAGCACACCGCUGACCACCAUCUCCGAAACUCUGGCCUUACUAUCCACGCAUUCGAGCAAACUCCUCGCGUCCCAACGCAACCCGAUCCCGCUAUCCGCCGGCACAGAGCUAUUCCAGCGAUACCUAGUAAGCUCGUUUCAACAGCGGCCGUCCUCCCUUGCCAGCUCCGACUUCACCGCUCUCCGCCACCACAUCCUCAGCAACUCGUCCCUGUUCGUCAAACGCGCCAACGAAGCCCGGCCCAAAAUCGCACAGCACGCUCUCCCUUUCAUCAAGGAUGACUCGACCAUUAUCACCUACGGCUACAGUCGCGCCGUGCAGGCCCUUCUUACCCAUGCGGCCGAAUCGAACCGCUCUUUCAAUGUCAUCUAUGUCUUACCCGCGACGGGGCUGAGUGAGCGGGUGUCGAAGUUCAUCGCGGCCCUUAAUGAUCUUUCUAUCCCGACUGCGACUAUCUCUAUGCAGGCUUUGAUCUACGCAUUGGCUUCACUCGCCCCAUCGGCACCGCCGCCACAAUUCAUCAUAGGCGCCGCAGCCGUCCUGGAAAACGGCUCCAUCAUCACCGAGCUUGGCAUGCACCAGCUGGCGCUGAUCGCCAAAUCCGUUUCCGUCCCGCUCCACGUUGCAGUGGAAUCAUACAAGUUCGUCCGCAACUUCCCUCUGGGCUAUGGACCUACCGACCUGGCACGACUGGGUGUCAGGCAGAACGUUUUGCAAUUCGGCACCGGCACUCCGAACUCUGACCCGAAACCCGAGGCUGCCACAGCAGACGAGGGCAAGGUCUUAACGACAGAAGCCGAGAUGGUUGAGAUCACGCCCCCAAAUCUGAUAUCUGCCCUGAUCACGGAGAACGGGAUCAUGUCUCCCAACGCCGUGAGCGAGGAAUUGAUCAAGCUAUGGUUCUGA